GUCACGUACCUCACAAGCGAUUGACUCCGGUCGGUAGAGUCGGUAACACGACCUAGAUUAUUUCAAGCACUCUCGCGCCGUCCAGAUGUUGUAUGGUUGCGGUUGACAAUCGCUAUAAACCGGGAAUUGACCCGGCAGCAUGGGUGUUCAUGGACUGUGGACAGUCGUGCAGCCAUGCGCACGGCCCAUCAAGUUAGAAACGCUCAACAAGAAGCGUCUCGCAGUGGAUGCAUCUAUUUGGAUCUACCAGUUCUUGAAGGCUGUCCGCGACAAAGAGGGAAACGCUCUGCGCAACUCGCACAUCGUUGGCUUCUUCCGCCGGAUAUGCAAGUUGCUAUACUUCGGGAUCAAACCGGUGUUCGUCUUUGACGGCGGCGCCCCAAUUCUCAAGCGACAGACCAUCAAUAACCGAAAGAAACGCCGAGAGGGCCGCCGCGAAGAUGCAGUCCGAACGGCAGGGAAACUGCUGGCAGUGCAGUUGCAGAGAUCGGCCGAAGAAGCAGCAGCAGCGAGCCGCCAGAAACGAGUCGCGGAACGGGAGGAGGCGGUGCCAGACAACCCUGUAUAUGUCGAUGAUGCCUUCAUGACAGAAAAGGAAAAGAACCAGACGCGCUCCUUCAGGAAGAAGGAUGCCUACCAUUUGCCCGACUUGCAAGUCUCCCUCGCGGAGAUGGGCGCGCCCAACGAUCCCCGCAUCAUGUCUCGCGAAGAACUCGAGGAGUAUGCCCGGCAAUUUCACCAGGGUGAGGACAUUAAUCUAUAUGACUUCUCCAAGAUAGACUUCGAUAGUCCCUUUUUCGUCAGCCUUCCGGCUACAGAUCGGUACAACAUCCUCAAUGCGGCCCGACUCCGAAGUCGCCUGCGUAUGGGUUACUCGAAGGAGCAACUAGACACCAUGUUCCCUGACCGUAUGGCUUUUUCGAAGUUCCAGAUCGAGCGUGUCAAGGAAAGAAACGAUCUUACGCAACGCUUAAUGAAUAUCAACGGCAUGAAUGGGGAGGAGGCAUUCUACAAAUCUGGGCAGAGAAUAGCUGGUGAGAGAGGCAAGGAGUAUGUUCUGGUCAAGGACAAUACUAUCGAGGGUGGCUGGGUUCUGGGUGUCGUGGGAAACAAGGAAGGCCAAGAGGACAGGCCAAUCGAUGUUGACGAGUAUGGCCAGCAUCAGGUGGUAGCCCCGAAGGAGGAGUUUUCAGAUGACAGCGACGGCGGUUUUGAAGAUGUCCCAAUCGAAGGUCUCAACCGACUCCCUAGACUUCCUUUCCUGCGAGAAGGCGCUUUCGACGAGUCGAUCAUGAACCAGAUGCAUGGAGAUGUGGUGGGCAGAAGGCCUUCGGAUGUCAUGGACGAUGACUCUCUAUUUGUUCGCAACGAUCGACGUCCGAGCUUCCCUAAUAAUAAUCUCACUAACGGCGACGAUAUCUUUAAUGAUCUUGAAGGUAAUGACGAAGAGCUUCAGCGCGCUAUACAAAUGUCCCUGGAAUCUCCGACCCACGGUCAAGACGACAAAGACAUGCCAGAAAUCCAAUUGAAUCGGAGUGAAAUUUCCUUAUCUCAGCCGAGGGAUGAGCCCGCGAAUCUCAUGGAUGAAAGUGAAGAUGACUUCGAUUUUGCGGCUGCUCUAGCUCAGUCUAAGAGGACUCAAAAAGCCACUCCUCCUACUCGUGUGGAAAAUCCUUUUGAUGGCCCUUUGCCCUUCGAGUCAAUGCAGCUAAUGAAGCCAAACAAGGUCCAUGAGCCACGAAAAGAGCAGGAAAUCCAGAAAAACCAAGCUAAGGAUGAAGGGGAGGCGACGAAGCCCAAGAAAGAGGCUUUGCCUUUGCCACCGUGGUUCUCAGCAGCAUCCCGCGAUAAUCAUAAUGCUGAUUUCAUCGCCGACGAGGUUGAAUCUCGACCAGCUAGGGAACCUCGUGAUGAGAAGCACGACUCGGGCGCACUUUUCGUACGGGAUGAGGCAGCAAACCACAAAUACACUCGUAAACCCGUGGGCAGAAAAGAGGUCAUCAAUGUUGAUUCCGAGUCUGAAGGGGAAGAGAGCUUACCGAUUCCUAGUAGUGCCCCGACAAUACACACUACACUGACCACUGUGGAGGUGCCCGGCUCUGAGAAGUCUACUGAACAUUCUCCACCCGAGACAUAUCCUAAUGACAUUCCAAAGGACUUCGAAUCAGUCAAUGAACUCGAACCAAGUUUAUCUAAUGGCAAUAUAGCCGACACUACUGAAACCGCCAAUGUUGCACGGUCCGAAUCAUCUCCAACUCCUGAGUUCGAGGAUGUUGCCAUACCGCAUACUGGCAUGCCUGACGAUGCUAUGCCUGUAGCGCAAGAUGAUUUCGAGGACGUUGUGACAACAACUGGAGACAUAGCUGAUAAUACCAAGUCUGUCGCAGAAGAUGCACCAGUUUUUGAGCUUGUUGACACAGGAGACAGCAUUGAACAGGAAGACUUUUCUGAUCCUGAAGACGAGGAUCUAAUGCAGCAGCUUGCAGCUGAAGGCGAAGAGCAUGUCCGAUUUGCUGCUGCAUUGAACUCUGAGACGAAUCCUGCAAGUGCAUUCGACUAUGAGCAGGAGCUGAAGCAAUUACGAUUUCAGCAGAAGAAGGAUCGCCGAGAUGCCGAUGAGGUGUCACAGGUCAUGAUCACGGAGUGUCAGCAGCUGCUGUCGCUGUUCGGCUUGCCGUAUGUUACCGCGCCCAUGGAAGCUGAGGCUCAGUGCGCGGAAUUAGUUUCUUUAGGACUCGUUGAUGGCAUCAUCACUGAUGAUAGCGAUUGCUUCCUAUUCGGUGGCACACGAAUAUACAAGAACAUGUUCAACCAGGGCAAGUUCGUCGAAUGCUACUUGUCUUCUGACCUGGAGAAGGAAUAUGCCCUCCAUCGCACCAAGCUGAUCAGACUUGCCCAUCUCUUGGGCAGCGAUUAUACGGAAGGUAUUCCCGGAAUUGGCCCUGUAACUGCAUUGGAAAUUCUUACAGAAUUUGCCGACUUGGAAGAAUUCAACGAAUGGUGGACACGGGUGCAGACGGGGGCCAAUAUGAGUGACAGUGAGCAUGCUGCCUUUUAUAAAAGGUUCAAGAAACAAGCUGCGAAGUUAUUUUUGCCGCCGUCCUUUCCUGAUCACCGGGUAGACAUCGCUUAUCUUGAGCCUGAGGUGGACUCCGACCCUUCACCUUUCCAGUGGGGCGUGCCUGACCUGCAUGGUCUACGCAACUUCUUGAUGUCGACCGUUGGAUGGAGUCAAGAGCGGACCGAUGAGAUUCUCGUGCCUGUAAUCCGUGACAUGAAUCGCCGAGAGCAAGAAGGCACUCAAUCAAAUAUCACCAACUUCUUUACGGGGCCCCAGGGUGCGGGCGCAUUCGCUCCUCGUGUCCGUACGGGCGGCCAGAGUCGAAUGGAGAAGGCCUUCCGUCGCCUUCAACAGCAGGCUGGGACUGCUGCUGCACCCUACUCCUCGGACGGGGAGGCUGCUCCCACUGCUGAUGUCUCGCCCGAGAACCAGCUCUCGUCUGCCAAAGAAGCGGGCACCAAACGGGGGGCGCGUAAAGCACGUGCUGUGGAUCCGGAGCAGGUGGCUGAUAAGGCUCAGACCACUAAGAAGAGGAAAACCCGCCGUGGGGCUAAUUAAGUGUGUAGCUCAUUUCUGGGGAGGCGGUCGAUCCUGUGGACUGAAGUGUAUGAAUUUGUAUAUAUUCAAGAAAUAAAUGUGAUUAAUGCCUUGGUGCC
This is a messenger RNA of Aspergillus uvarum CBS 121591, 3717 nucleotides long. Its product is annotated as ssDNA endodeoxyribonuclease RAD2. Gene Ontology annotation, cellular component: nucleus. Gene Ontology annotation, molecular function: DNA endonuclease activity; single-stranded DNA binding. The transcript has a single exon. Gene Ontology annotation, biological process: nucleotide-excision repair. Lineage: Eukaryota; Fungi; Ascomycota; Eurotiomycetes; Eurotiales; Aspergillaceae. The coding region runs from base 140 to 3619 and encodes 1159 amino acids. The record is from RefSeq and is a predicted model, not a curated record.